Molecule: messenger RNA, 3213 nt
Organism: Patiria miniata (bat star)
Lineage: Eukaryota; Metazoa; Echinodermata; Asteroidea; Valvatida; Asterinidae
Gene: tmtc4
Product: protein O-mannosyl-transferase TMTC4-like
Exons: 15
Coding region: 728-3127 (799 amino acids)
Biological process (GO): protein O-linked glycosylation via mannose; endoplasmic reticulum unfolded protein response
Cellular component (GO): endoplasmic reticulum
Molecular function (GO): protein binding; mannosyltransferase activity
Source: RefSeq, a predicted model, not a curated record
UUCAGCAACUUGGACAUCCUGUUUGUCAAUUUAAGCCAAAUUUGGACAUAUCCAAUUUUUAAAGUGCUGUCUAAAGCUGCUUGAGAUCGGAUGCCUGCUUUGAAAAUUAGAAACUUUCUGACAUAUUUUUUUCCAAAACUGAAACUAAAGAUGUAGUUCCUUUAAUGUAUUUAUGACAAAGAGGUUGACCAGUUCCUGAAAGCAGUAGUCUUGUGUAAAUACUCCCUAUUCAUCCUUUUGUGUCCAUCCAACAACUGUCAACCACCACAAGGCUAUAUCCAAAGUACAUUCUAACAGCCAGUUAUUGUGUCUCUAAAAUCCCUCUUUCAUCCACACUGCCUAGACCGACUGAUAGCUCAGCCUGCUUGUCAUGCCUAUCGACACGUCUGCUUUGUUGGUGUCAGCACAGACAUCCCUGCGUGAUAUAUUUUUUCAGCCCUGGACGCAUGUUUGCGCACACGGCGACCCAGUUUUUCCAUUGUGCGAUAUGAAUACAUAUUUGUGCGGCUAACCACAACGAUUAUACUGCAAUUUUACGAGUUCGUGAUCGUGAAUGAAAAAUAGUUUGCCACUGUAUUUGCGCUUUAUGCCCAGGGUACGGAGAGAGAUAUGCCAUCAGUCAUCGAUGUGCUUCUCACAAAUGACGAAGCAGAAAUCAGAUGCUGAAUCUUGUGUUUUACAUCCACGCCAAACCCCACAGCAGAACCAGUAACGGAACGCAGACAACAUGACCCAGCCAGGCACCAAUCACCACAGGCCCACCAAUCACAAUCGAUCGAAGACGGCCCCUGCCGGGGGCGGGGUCAGACCAAGGAAGAACGGUUUUCAUCAUCAUCAUAACCAGGAGAAAGUCGACGCUCAGAACAACGUCUUAAAGAAGCCAGAGGAUGCAUCAAAUACGGAUUGGGACAUCAAUAUUCCCAUCCCAAAACUCUCAGUGAGAAACUCCUCUUUCUUGGUCGCCAGCUUGUCUCUCCUCUGCUAUUUGAACAGUUGCUAUGGUGAUUUUGUCUUCGACGAUACGGAGGCGGUGCUUAGCAACAAAGAUGUCAAGCCGGAGACACCGAUCAUUGAGGUACUCCAGGAUGACUUUUGGGGGGAGAGGAUCACGAAGAACCACAGUCAUAAAUCCUACAGACCUUUGACUGUGUUGUCCUUUAGGUUGAAUUACAUCCUGAGCGGCGGCUUUCACCCAUUCAGCUUUCAUCUCACGAACGUCGUCUUACAUACCAUCAUUAGCGUCUUCUCGCUUCGCAUCUUUUCCAUCCUCCUCAGCGAUUUGUCUUGUCUUCAUCGUCGUCUGGAAGCGGAGAAGUUUCGUCGUAAGACCUUUCCGGCGCCCAGAGCUAGCUUACUGUGUGCUCUGCUGUUCACUGCACAUCCCAUACACACGGAAAGCGUGGCUGGAGUUGUCGGUAGAGCAGAUCUCUUGUCGGCUGCAUUCUUCUUUCUGUCAUUUUUCUUCUACGUUUCUGCAUUACAAAAAGAUGGUGGCCAUUUUCUCCUCAGCUUGUUGUAUUCGAUAUUGUGCUGUACUGCCUCAAUGCUGUGCAAAGAACAGGGCAUUACUGUCAUUGGCGUCUGUAUAGUGUACGAUGUCAUCCUCAAUUGUCAAGUGGACAUGCUCCGAAUCUUCCAGCGUUCUCAGAUCCCAACCAAAUCCCAGGGUUCCAGUCAUCCAAGAUGGCUGCCCAGCCUAGCAACCAGACUGAGCAUUAUGACCUUGUGCGCUGUAGUUUUAUUGGCCGGGAGGUUUUUCAUAAUGGGAAGCGGACCGCCGCCGUUUCAACCAUCGGACAACCCCGCGUCAUUCGCUGAUGGAAUUCUUACCCGGGUAACAAACUAUAACUUCAUUUACGCCCUGAAUCUGUGGUUGCUAAUCUUCCCCCGCUGGCUGUGCUUUGAUUGGUCGAUGGGCUGUGUGUCGUUGAUACAAUCAGCCAAUGACAUCAGGCUGCUUGCCCCUGUUGCACUGUGGGUACUUUUGGGGGGUCUGAUCUACAGGAGCGUGGUAGGCCCACCCAGCCACGGUAAAAGGGUCUUAACGAUGGCCUUGGCCCUCCUCAUCAUUCCGUUUCUCCCUGCAUCCAAUCUCUUUCUACGCGUCGGCUUCGUGAUCGCUGAGCGAGUCUUGUAUCUACCCAGUCUUGGCUUCUGUAUGUUACUGACGCUUAUGGUUGAUGCGGUCUCGCGUAGUUCGGUAUCCAAGAAGGCUGUGCAAUGUCUACUAGUGAUUUUAUUGGCUUACUACGUCGGUAGAUGCAUCCAACGUAAUCAAGAUUGGAUGACAGAGGAGAGGUUGUAUAAGGCUGGCUUAGACGUAUGUCCACGCAACGCUAAGGUCCAUUAUAACAUUGGUAAGAAUGCAGCUGAUAGUGGGAGUCUGGAUGAAGCAGUUACUUACUACAGACAAGCACUGAGUUUGAAUCCUGUCUAUGAUCAAGCCAUGAACAAUCUUGCCAACCUUCUCAAGGACCAGGGACAUCUUACUGAGGCAGAGGAGUUGCUCCACAAGGCCGUACAAAUCAAGCCUCAGUUUGCAGCAGCCUGGAUGAAUCUGGGCAUCGUCCAAGCCGCGAACAAGAAGUACACGGAGGCAGAACAGAGUUACAAGAUGGCUCUGUCUCAUCGCCAUAGAUACGCUGACUGUUACUUCAACCUGGGUAACAUGUAUGUUGACACUGGUCGCCGUGACGACGCCUUGAAAGCGUGGUAUAACGCUACGUCGCUCCAGCCGGGUCAUGUUAGCGCCUGGGCCAACAUUGCCACCUUAUAUGAGCGUGCCGGUCAGUAUGAGACGGCCAUUUUGGUUGCUAAGGAGGCUAUGAAGCAUGUACCACAGGAACCAUCCAUCUAUUUUGGUCUGGGAAACGUACUUGGCAAAGAGGGACGAUAUCAGGAAGCCGAGGAGAACUUUCUUCAAGCCAUUCAGCUGAACCCCAAAAUGGCCAAUUACCAUGGCAACCUGGGUGUUUUGUAUCAUCGCUGGGGGAAGUACAGCAAAGCCAAGAAGCAUUACACAUCGGCGCUGGAGUUGGAUCCGGAGUCGAGGAACGCUCGGAACAACUUGAAGAAACUCCAACAAACCAUGACAAAAAUGAAGAGCAAGAAAAAUGCUGGACAAUAAACAUCUUGUUCGAAUAUCAAACCCAACAGCAAUUACGAUAAACCGGAUGCAGUUUACCUCAAUAAUCUGCAUUUUUCCUACUUUCC